UACACGCGAGGGCGCUCUUUCUCCAUGUACAACAGAGCCAAGUACUGCCCAACACAGAAGAGGGCGGAGUUGUCAUGUGUUUUGGCGCUGGCAUGAAAAAAGCAUGUCUGCGAUGCGUCGCCUAUGGCACAAGCAACACAAGUGGACUUGUACUGAAUAGUCAUGAUUGUAUUUAAAAACAUUAUCACGUUAGCGCAAUUUUCACGUCUAGACUGGUUCGUGUUGGUGCGUUAACUGUUCGUGCCAGCAGAACAAUAACAAAGGCCUCUCUGCUGUCUGUUGUACCAGCUGGCUAACAAGCUAAGUUAGCAUAUUUAAUAUGUUGUAGUUGUUUAACGCUUCGGUAUUUUAUCAUUUAUCUACAAUUUGUGAGUGAGACCAAACACUAAGCAAACGACACGAUUGUUUGCCAGCAGGAGAAUGUCACUCGUCGGAAAUAUUCUACAACCAGCGUUGUACUUUAGCCAAAGCCUGGGCUGUGUUUGUGUUGUGUCGAUAACGUGAAGUUAUGUGUUGCCAAUAUAUGAGCUGAAGCCUUCGGUUAUCACUUCUCGCUGCCCCGUCAGUAGGAGGAAUGAAUGGCAAAGUCAUACCUCAUACCCCACUUGCCGUGGACUUUUGGCAGGUGCGAAAGUGUGCGCACGUCCGCCUGUUCUUCCUGUCGCACAUGCACUCGGACCACACUUCUGGACUCACCUCCACCUGGGCCAACCGGCCCAUAUACUGCUCUCCCAUCACUGCGAAACUCCUCAAACUCAAGCUGCAGGUGAACGAUAAAUGGAUCCAUCCUCUGGAGCUUAGCAUUCCACACAAGUUGCCCCUUGACGACGUCGGGAAGGAGACGAUGACGGUGACUCUCAUAGACGCCAGCCACUGCCCCGGAGCAGUCAUGUUUCUCUUCGAAGGAUACUUCGGCAACAUCCUGUAUACUGGGGAUUUCCGCUACAACCCGCUCAUGUUCCGUGAGCCCUGUCUGAGCAACGACAUCACCAUAGACGUCCUGUACCUGGACAACACCAACUGCGACCCCACCCGCACCCUGCCCUCCCGAGCCGAGGCCACCAAGAAGGUCAAAGAGAUCAUCCGCUCGCACCCUGGACACCGGGUGGUUAUCGGCCUGUACUCGCUGGGUAAGGAGGAUCUUUUGGUGCAGCUGGCACUGGAGUUCAAGGCGUGGGUGGAGGUUCGUCCGGAGCGCAUGGAGACGGUGCAGGCUUUGAAGCUGCUGAACGUCUUCACCACGGAGCCCGGGGCCGGCCGCAUCCGCGUGGUCAACCAGGAUGAGAUCCGGCCCGCCAACCUGCACCAGUGGAACCGCGAGGAGCCAACGAUCGCCAUCCUGCCCACCAGCAGACCCAUGGUGUCGUGCCACCCGUGUCUGCACGUGGUGCCCUACUCGGACCACUCGUCCUAUCAGGAGCUGGAGGACUUCAUAUCUGCGCUGCAGCCCAUCAGCAUCCUGCCCAUCGUGGGCACCGCCCUUCCCUCCUUCUCUGCCGUUUUCAAUCCCCGCAAAAAGCGCCACAAGAUCGUGGUGCCUGACUCGGUGCAGCGCUCCAUGGCAGACAGGCUCCGGCAGGGGGCAGGAGGGGGAACAGGAGCCCAGGAUGGAGGAGACUUUACUCUGCUGAGGAGAGCGCCUCUACGGGGCCCCCGUGGCGUGGUGUUCGAAUCACCACCAAAGCCGCCGAGGCCCUCUGCGCUACAACGGAAAAACACAUCUUCAGCAACCUCAGAUGCGAGCAGCAACACUGACCCUGACCGUGACCCUGGCGUUGACUGGCGAACCUCUCCGGCGGCCGAGGAGGAGGUGGACAGCACGCUAAACGGCUCCAGCUGCAUCCUGCUGGACAUCGAGCAGGGCUCCAUCAUCGACCUGGAGAGCGAGGUGAGCGCGCGGUUUGGCGAUGCGCAGAGCGAGAUCGGAACGGCGUUGGCCGGCGCACGGAGCGACGCCAUUGUCAGCGAGGUCAGCAUGCGGUUGGGCGACGCGCAGAAUGACGUUAGCGUGAGAUUGGCUGACGUGAAGAGCCAGGCGAGCAUGCGAUUGGGCAGUGACAAGAGCGAGGCCAGCUUUCGAUUGGAUAGUGACAAUACCGAGGCAUGUAUGCGAUUGGCCAGUGAGAACAAGAAUGGACUGUGUCAGCAGCAGCAAUUGGCUGAGAAGGAGACGGAACUAACGCUUCAUGACGACGAGGAGGAAGGAGGAAGUGAAUCUAGCUUGAUAUUGGUCACGGACACGGAGGAGGACAGUAGCCAAUGCCUUGACCCUCCUGGCUCUUGUGAUUACCAACCUGCCCUCAGUCACAGCACGGCAACAGUACAGGAGGAGAGCUCUCCCUCAAACGUACCCAGGGCAACCCACCUGGACCAGGUCUCUUCUCUUGAGCACAUCAAUCUCCACGACAACACUUGCGUGGCAACAGCAGCCGUGACCCCGCGCGACCCCUCGAACCGGCCAUGUCAGAGUUGGCGCCAGAGCCAGGCGUCUACUGAGGACAUGGGGCAGGAAGAGCAGAGACUUCUGGGUAGCCUGGACUUCUCUGAGGAAGAGCUAGGUCGGGAAGGUCUAGGACUAGGUCGGGAGGGUCUAGGCCUAGGCCCGGAAGUUCUAGGGCUAGGUCGGGAAGGUCUAGGGCUAGGUCAGGUCUUCAGACUGUGCCCACUGAACGUCGGUCCGAAGAGGGUCAGCGACCCAUUUGAAGCAGCCAUAAAGCGAUUCAAAGCUGCUUUGGCAUAAGAAUCUAUGUGACCUUAUAUGAGGGAGGGGGUAACCUGAUUUUCAUCAUCUGGCUGCGGUUCAGCAACUACACGCGAGGGCGUUCCAUUCCCUGCUGCACCGGUAAACGGAACGGCAUACCAGAGGGCAAGAGUCCGGUUGGAGGGGGAGAGCCUUAAACAAAAACUGCUUUGGUAGAUCUUUCCGUUAAGACUAAGUCCACCCUACAUGUAGUAUUUUUAUGUAACACCACUUUUGUCUUGUUCAUAAAGUGUUAUGUUUGUGUUUUUGUAAAGUAUUUUAUUGUAUAAAGUUUACGAUUAUGAAUGUUGUUCGUGGACACAGAUGUGUGGGGACCCUUAGCUCUUAUUAACGAGGAAAGAUUCACUGUGAUGAUGAGAUGAUGUGAAUGCCUCACCUACUGUUUUCAGGCCAGACAGAAUGGUGCUGCUACCCGUUCCUGCACCAAUUACAUUUGGAACCAAAGAACCACCCACGUCGUUCAUAGCGGGCUGUUGUUUUUU
Molecule: messenger RNA, 3243 nt
Organism: Engraulis encrasicolus (European anchovy)
Lineage: Eukaryota; Metazoa; Chordata; Actinopteri; Clupeiformes; Engraulidae
Product: 5' exonuclease Apollo-like
Exons: 6
Coding region: 575-2740 (721 amino acids)
Biological process (GO): interstrand cross-link repair; telomere maintenance; double-strand break repair via nonhomologous end joining
Molecular function (GO): 5'-3' DNA exonuclease activity; damaged DNA binding
Source: RefSeq, a predicted model, not a curated record